Molecule: messenger RNA, 7497 nt
Organism: Spirometra erinaceieuropaei
Lineage: Eukaryota; Metazoa; Platyhelminthes; Cestoda; Diphyllobothriidea; Diphyllobothriidae
Source: the annotation of a GenBank genome assembly
CCGUGUUAGGGAUGGGUAGGAAGGCAUGGAAUUUUGUAUUUAUUCUGCGCACUGAUGGUUUGACUUGCAGAUCCACCGGAAAAGGGCUUUAGUUUGACUUCCGAGUCAGUGGUAAAGAAAAUAUCAAUUAUUUGAUCAGCCGCCUGACUGGAUUCUAGAGCGCGAUUGGCGGUGCACUGGACGACGAACCUGGAGCUCGACUACUCGAUUCCGCCUGGCCACAUACGCCUGUUGACUGAGUCAGUUUCGCAGUCCGCACAGGCUGUCUGAACUAGUGAUUGCCCCAGCUAAAAGUUAAGGACUUUCCUAUGGAUGUCCUCAAUCUAGCAAAGCGAUUUACGGAAUACGAAAAUAAGCCAUACAUGUUUAAAUAUGUUGGACAGCAUAUAUGGACUAAUGAAAGGGAAGACGUAGAGAUAUUGCUUUCCCUAUAUUCUGUAGAGCCUAUGUGCCUCAUUUUUAAGAAGUCUCGCUGUUUAAUAGAUGAAACUCAAGCGAAAAGAUCGGCUUCAGCAUCUCCACUUGGUUGAACAGAUUCUACAUUUGAUUCAGAAUGAAAGAAUGUAUGUAAGCUUUACUAACUGGGCAUCCAAGUUCGGAUUUAGAGACGCCUCAUCCGUACAAGGUAUUUUGCAGCCGCAUUGGUAAUUAAACAGGCCAAAGUGAGAGACCGGUCUACAAAUUCAGGGCACAUAAUUAGGUUCAUAAAACCGAGAUUAAAUGCCGCGGGCUCAGUCACACUCUGCUACUAUAAUCAAACCACGAAGUCCGACCAUCGUAAAUCGGGGAUAGUGCCUAUUUCCAACUGACUCGCUUCUUAACCUGGGACAAAUAAGGCAUUUUGGUAGGGCAUUCUCAUCAAAGCACUGAUGCCGGAGUUCCAGUUGAGCGUAAAUGGACGGUUCUCAUUUCUCAAAGGUCUCCCAUCUGCGUGGACAACGCAGGGCUGCAAGCCCACUGCAUAAAGCAAAAUGCGCGAAGAUUCGGGGUCCAGAUAUUUUAUCGCGUUCAACGUCCCCCCUGCAGAAGAUGUGCGUUCAUGGACUGAAUUAUAUGUGCGUUGGCGUUUCAGGAACUUUCCCAUUUCCAUCAGAGUAGUGCGAAGGGUCACUGUUGGCGACUUUGAUUUAUUCAGCCUUGCCGUCGGCCUCGUAUUACAACUCACGAUCUUUGACCCGCCCGUUUGCUGCUGACCCACCUUGACGUAUCCAUGGUUGGCCGAUGGCGGGCUUGCGUGGCCUUCGCCCUUUUUGCGGGCGCCGUAGUUUCAGUCGAGCCAGCGCACCUGUUGGCCUCCUCUCGUGUGAGUUUCUUUCGGCCGUGUGGGCGCAUGGGUUAUAGGCUGUUCAACGUGACCUUCAACCGAACCAUCGCCUCUUUUGCUCGGACGUCGACUAUCAGCCUCGCCUGCCCUAUUGGCCCUGUCUGAGCUGAUUCGAGCCAUGUGAACAGCGCCAGGUAGGUGGGAUGCAGGUCGACAGCAACACUCGAUGUGGUCGAAUCAGUUCGGACAGGGCUGACGUCGGUUAAUAAGCCGGAAAUGGUCAUCCCCGACUUCUACCUCGUCACUUGUCGCCAUACGACUGCCUAAGAGGGCUAUAGAAUGAGCUUCAAGGCGUAACCGGUUGAGUAUUUCUCGCGACCUAGCCGGGGAAGGCGCAUCCACCGCAGCUUAUAUCCCCAGUCACAAUCGACAGGAUAAAGGGCCCCUGGCUCAAUGGCAGGGCGUUAGACUUAAUAACACUCGGUGACCAAAGAAGGUGGAUUCGAAUCUCAGACCUCGCAAACCGGAGUUUGGUUAAUCCUGGCUGACGACGGCUAGGAAGUCAAAAAUGGUCAUACCACUCUCUCCAUCUUUGUCAGUGUCCCUCAUUUCCACACUAAAUAUGGCUGAUACCCUGAUCUAAACGAAUAGUCUCUAACAGCGAGGCGAAAUUCGAACUAAGAAUACGUCCGCUAACGAGGAACGCAGGUCAGACAGUUUUCUAAAUGCAAAUCCCCAAUGCAAUGAAAUCAGGUCUGCUAAUAGUGUUUACUUUUUACUGGAGGAUUUUGUCAAUGGGUUAUUAACCUAUAUGGUUUUGGCAUUUCUGGAUUCAUAGCAAGGUCCGAUGCCGAGGUUCCAACGGUGGUCAGAGCCUAUCUCAGCCGCUGGAUUGCAUCGUUGGUGCCCCCUCCAAAAUUACGACGGACCGCUAUUCCCAAUCCGAAUCGCACCUCUUCCAGUCUCUCGUCUGCCCUUUAGACUGCACACGGAUCCGGACGACAGUAUACCACCCAGCCACCUGCAGCCGCCUGAUCGACCGGUUCGGACAAACGCGGUUCCACACAGUCGCAGCUGCCUUCGACAAAUGCAGUAUGACAGUUCGACCGUCGAUGUCGACUAUGUCCACCAUGCGCUCCAGAGCAAGGUGAAGCAGACACCGUGACUUGCGCGUGAAAUAGUUUAUAGUGAGGGUCGAUUUGCGCAGCAUCUACCGCACUCUCUCCUCAUCACCUCGGCCCGUAUCAAGACAUAGUCAAGAAGACCGUAGGUGGGGGAGGACGUGGGUGACUGGCACGGCCGGACCCACACCUAGGCGUACCACCAUACCCCUUGGCCCAAAGCAAACACUCGACCAAGGUUUUAACUAACGGCAACAGCACUACAACGAUUCAGAAAGACGCGGAUGACUGAACACCAUGUUCAAGGCCUGUAUGGCCAGCGGGGGCGUAAGCGCAUCUACCGGUGGGGAACCCGCUGACGGAAAACUGCCGGCGCACAUCGGGCUGCGAUGGCCAUUGUUUGCUGAAUCAGGGCAUAGCAGAUGCACACAAUCCUCGUGGCCCGGAAUGCAGCAUAAGCCAGCAGACACGCCACCUCUUGGCAAACGCAACCUACACCAAUUGGACAACACAUGAGUUUGCUCCACGAACCUAGUUGAGUAGCUGCCACCACUUGCCUCACCCACUCUCUCUCUCAGACACGACCUACCACUGAUAUAAGCGAACAGGCGAGUUCCAGGUAGCAGUUCAGAAAAUGAAGAUGCGAUCACUGGAACGAGAAAUUUAUUUGCCUGACGUUUCGGAUUCUCACUCGAAUCCAUCAUCAGAGACAUUCGCAGAUAAAGUUGAUGGUGGCACCAGGAGUGCAGUAUUUAUAGCACGUGACUGCCGUGCUAUAAAUACUGCACUCCUGGUGCCACCAUUACCUUUAUCUGCGAAUGUCUCUGAUGAUGGAUUCGAGUGAGAAUCCGAAACGUCAGGCAAAUAAAUUUCUUGUUCCAGUGAUCGCAUCUUCAUCUUCUGAACGACCUACCACUGCCAGAACAUGGCCUGGCCUCACCAGUGGCUAUUGCCGCCCGUGAGGGCAACUCAGGAUUCGGUAUAUACUGAAAGCCAUCGUUCUGGUGCCUUUGCUUUUCCCUUGGGACCAGCGACUUGGCCUGGUGAUUGUGACGUUCGAAAGCCCAACCACCAUCUUCGGCAGCAACCAAUUGGUUAUCCCGAUGUGAUACGAACAUGCUACUGCCAGAAGUAGCUUUACACAUUCAUCAAGAAAUUCCUACUCGAGUUCACCUUGCUGUUUUCCCUGUGCUACUCAUCGUGGCUACGAAUAGGAAAACGGGGUUGUCGACGCCCCGUCAUGAAUCGACAUGGGUUUUAUCGACAAAACUCAGCCGUACAAAUCCAGAUCAUACGCCGAUCAAUGUUUUUCGAGCAACCGUCCCAAUGUGAUGCUGUCAGAACAGAUCUCAUCCCUGCCCCAGACAUUCCUCCGUCCAUUUCCAACGAAUCCAUUGUUCGUGUGUUAUUCUCAUACACUCAGCAUGCUACUGGACAAACGACUAUGAAGCUCCACUUCAAUCCAAUUUUUCGCGCAUGGAUGACAGUGAACCUAUUUCACUAUGCAUUCGUCUGACUCAGCACUCACUGGAUGCAUUGUGCCCGAUAUGUCCUUUUCUCUCAUACCAACUUGUCAACUCAUCGGCACGCUGACGGGACCACGCCAGCACAUCCGUGGCCCAUGCCACAGCUGAGCUUCUGCAAAUGUCGCAGCAUCAACCUUGAACGCUGCCCGAACAACGCCUGUCAUCAUCAGCACACGCCCUCAAAUCCGCAUGUUCAAUGGACCAGUCCAUUCGUUUGCUUCAAGAUCGAUGUCAUUAUUUCCUUCCGUGUCUAGUUGGAGCUUUUGCCGACAGCUGUUGCCUAAGCCUAAAUGUUUCCCUUUAACGGUCCGAUACCUUUUCAGUAUCUACGCCUGUUGUUUUAGCGCAAUCGGAGCAAAAUCGCAAACACACUUGCGCUUUCGAUGCAUAUGCUUGGCAAUCGGGCCCUCGAACUAUUGAACGUUAGUUUUACCUGCUAACUGACUUUUCUUCUGACAACCACAGUCAGCCAAGUGCGCAUCAUUGGUGGUUUCGAGCUUGGGCCACUCAUAACUUAAAAGAGUAGGGUUUGGUCCUGCAGUCGCACUUGAGAGUAUCAUACUGCCAACCUACUGAAGUAUAUUUGAGUAGGCGAGAGUACGACAAAAUAGCGUCAAUGGCAGCGCUGAGACGGAGUGCACACUGACAUGGCUUCCAGUGGACCAUGCAGUCACUUUCCUACCUAAUCCAGCGAGUCGUUAGGCUGCGCGCGUCAACGGCUCUACUCCUUUCCGAUCCCACUUCAGUGAGUGUGUACGGCCAGGCUACGUCAGCGGAGGUGCUUCAACAGGGCUCUCCGUUCGCGUUGUCCUUACGAAGAAUGCUAUUGACGUAUUCAAUAAAAUUUCACUAAUAAAUUACACAUACCACACAAUCCCUCGGGGCGCAGUGGGUCGGGCUUGCAUAAGGCGCGGUAUAUCAAUUUACAUGUGCUUCUUUUCUGCUUUUCUAACUUUUAUUAUCAGUAUUAUAGAUUAGCUUGCCAGACCGUUUACUGAGACGUUUGCGGCACUGCUUGUUGACCGUCAUUAACUGGAUGCGAUUCUGCUACGUGCCUUAGGAAUUUUUCCUCCAAUUUGCUUCAUCUCAUUCAGGAGUGUUUUCGUGCGCACAACUCGCCAAACGCUGCACUAUUCCACUGCUGUGGUGUGGUUUAUGCCGACGGAAGUCGCAAACCUAUUGACUCUAGUUCCUUCGAGAAAGGCCAGGCGGGUUUACACUACUUUCUUUGAUUUCAGCCUGCUUUUGUCAAACACCGUCGAAGUUCAACUAGGUACCUAAGUUUUCUAUGAAAAUAGGAGGUCUAGAGUAAAAAUAGUUCUUUUAUCGCAAUCCCAAUCGUUCAUAUGAAUCCAUUUGAAACUUUCUUGGGUUGUGGCCAGUUCAGGUCGUGCUCAGUCUUCCUACUGCGCUCAUUCAAGAAUCUGCAAAAUAGGCCCAUAUUCGCAACUUAGUAAUAUUUAUUCUGUAUCGAGAGCAUCUAAAACCAUGCCCACUUGGGUAUGCUGACACUUAAACAUAUAUUCACCGUAUGCUGUCAUAAUACUGCGUACGGUGAGGCGAAUUGAUUGCCCCCUGUAUUUCGGUAAAUUCAGCGCCCCUCCCGCCUUCUUCGUGGUUUGCUCGCUUACGGUCUGCAAAUGAAAUAAGUAAAAAUAUUUAUUCAUCUGAAUUGUAUACAGCCGCCUUUAAAACCCCAGAACUGCGCAUUCAUUUAUCACUCUCCGUUUCGUUCAACAACUGACUUCACGGUUUCAUGGGCUACUACCUCAUUGUGAGUAGCUCUCUUCUAAAUUAAAAAUUCCACGACACACUUGCGUUACUUCAAAUAUGUUACUGCUUCCCGUGGCCAUUUCUUCGCUUUGUUCUGCGCCCCUGUUUCGAUCACGCAUCAUUUUCUUUGAACAUUUUGCAGAGCGAACUUUGCAAUGUGUUCGCAUUUCCCAUGGGUUGGAGGCUUUCCCGUUGCAUUUUUUCCUCGUUCUAUACAAUCCAGCGGCUUCCGCAAACUGUUCUACACACAGCUUUUAAUUUUUUAUCACUCAUUCAAAUUUUACUUCUUUUAAACUACCUUUGCUGGCGUAGAUAUGACUCCCUUUGCCUUCCUACAUUUCCGCCUUUCCCUUGGCCUGCCCUAAGGCCUCAUACAUGAAACCCCUAUUACCCCCAUUCCCGCAUUACGGGCGCCCAUGGUUCCUCCUACCGCCAGUGGGGCUGCUGGACUAAACCGGCAGAGGGUUAGACGAAAAAGACUAAUAUUCGGUUGGGCACGGGAAUAUAGACCCCGCCCGUAUUACAAGUGGUCUCUCCCAACAUUUAAUGAAGCUUGGAGCCCUAGAUAGCGUCGGGGUCAGGACUAAGUUUAUGGUUAGGGCUAAGACCACGACUAGGAGAAAUUACACUUGCUCAUUCGACGCACCCUUGUGGCCUUCUUCGAUAAUCCCCCAAGUUUCUAAAACUUCCUGCAAUUUGAAAGGUUAAUUUGGCAAACAGCUGUUUUUUCGUUAACUCAUCAUUAGGCCAAAACAGUUGCAUAAAAAUUGAAAAUAUGUGAAUUUCACAGGGUUUAUAAGUGAUUUAUGGGUUAUUACUACUCCUCAUUCACACACCACCCGCAUAGCGAAGCGUGUUACGGCGUUGUCAGCGUGUUAUGCUCAUUGGAAGGAGGGGGAGGGUGACAUAGGCUGUGAGUGAUGUUUGUAAGUCGGGUACGUUGAGCAGACAUCAUUGCCAUCAGGAGGUGGUGACGGCAUGUAAUCAUCAUCUGGGAUCGGCGUUGGCCACGGAAGACAGAGCGCCUAUGUCAACGUCUUCUGACAACAUAGCACUAGAUUGGCUGGCCGUAUAGCCACUGCCUCGGCUGUAAUUAGCACUCGUUGGCGUAGGCCUUCGGAGAAGCUUGCUAGUGUCCGAUAGACAACCUGAAAGGCUUCUUUGGCAUCGACUGGGUGAUUCGCAUCGACAAAAUGUGCGAGAAUAGAACUCGAAGUCGAUUUGUUCUCGCCUCUGCCUAGCCAGGUCGCUAUGUGUUCACGUACUCUUUUUUCCAGACGCUUCGUUGUACGGCCACUGUAUUCCGCUCCACAGGAGCAAAUAAAUGAGUAAAUACACAAUUUAUAAACUUCAAUUUAUUCCAAUUUUUAAGUCCGGACAUGAUGGAACUACCCAUUGACGGACUGGUCUGGAUCAAGAUUCGUUGGGAUGCGUCGGGCAUGUUCCUAUUUCUUAUUCCGACGUGCUGACUUAUCGCACCUGAUGAAUAGAUUACAUCAGUACUCUUUUUGACUGCUGCUUCGAGUGCACCCCUGCAGAUGUCUCAGUAAUAUCCUAGAUAGCCAGCUCGAUAAACUUUCAUCACAGCCUGCAUGUGCGCUUGCUCGCCUCAUCGCUCGCUCCUCUAGCAGCCCCUUCGUUAUGUCUGGUACAUGAAGAGGAAGAAGGGAGAAGAAGGGGGAGGGAGAAAACGAAGAAGAAGAAGAAGAAGAAGAAGAAGAAGGAGGAGGAGGAGGAGGAGGAGGAGGAGGAGGAAGAAGAAGAAGAAGAAGAUGAAGAAGAAGACGAGGACGAGGAGGAGGACGAGAGUUGA